AUGGACGCCACUGGUGAGUCUAAGUGUCUGCUAUUUGAUACCGUAGCUGAAGAUAUCAUUGGGGCAUCUGCUAAAACCAUACUUGGUGGAUCACUCCAGGAGAUUGAUAAUCCUGAUGAUAUUCCUGAUCAACUAAAGAACUUGGUUGGGAAAACUUUUCUUUUCCUUGUGGCCAUUGGGAAAGAAAACAUUUGGGGAGGAAAGGAUACUUAUAAAGUGUCUAAGGUUUUGCAAAAAGAUGGCCUCCUUGUGGAAGAGACUCCACAAGAAUCUACAGAAAUGAUGAAUCCUGCAACUAUUGUCUCUGGUGAUCAGCUGCUCAUCACCUACAGUCAAGAAACUACAGAAUCCAAUACCCCAUCCUCUAAGCGUGUCUAUGCUGCUAAUAAUGAUCCUGGUGAACAAACAUCCACUUCUAAGAAGGUUUGCAGCAAGAUUGUUGAUAAAGUUGAGAGCACUGAAGGCUUGACCAGUCUACAGACAAAAACUCUUGAUUUCGGAAAUGGUGAGGAGGGAAAAACACCCAAGAUGCAGCCUACUAAGGAAGAAACUAAGACAACUGAGAUUGUCGAGCAGAAUGUAAGCGUCCAAGCUGAGGUUAAGCCCGUUGUGAUCAAGAAGCCGCGACUCGUGAACGUUAAAGUUGAAAAGAAUCCCUAA
Molecule: messenger RNA, 660 nt
Organism: Capsella rubella
Lineage: Eukaryota; Viridiplantae; Streptophyta; Magnoliopsida; Brassicales; Brassicaceae
Exons: 3
Coding region: 1-660 (219 amino acids)
Source: RefSeq, a predicted model, not a curated record